GUCCUUCCCACCAACACCAACUUGGAAUCUUUGGAUGUACUUAGUCUCUUUGAUUGCUCCAUGUUGAAACAUUUUCCUGAGAUCUCCACAAACAUCAGAAAACUCUACCUCGUAGGAACUGCAAUAGAACAAGUGCCUCCUUCGAUCAGUUCAUGGCCUCGUCUUGAAGAGUUGAAGAUGUCAUACUUUGAAAACCUAAAAGAAUUCCCUCAUGCUCUUGAAAGAAUCACAGGCCUGUACUUAACCGACACAGAGAUACGAGAGCUUCCUCGGUGGGUCAAGAAAAUCUCUCGUCUGGAAACAUUCGUGCUAAAUGGAUGCCGAAAGUUGGUAUCACUCCCACCGAUUUCAGAGUCCAUCAGUUACAUGGAUGCAAGUAACUGCGAGUCUCUGGAGAUACUAGAGUGCUCCUUUCACAAUCCAAUAGCUGAGCUCAUCUUUGCAAACUGCUUCAAACUGAAUCAAGAGGCGAGAGACCUCAUCAUCCAGAGUCGUAGUGAAGGGGCAGUCUUACCAGGUACACAAGUGCCUGCAUACUUCACUCACCGAGCUACUAGUGGAGGUCCAUUGAUGCUCAAGUUGACUGAAAACCCUCUUAAAAAAUUCAUGACAUUUCAAGCUUGCAUCUUGCUGCUUACUAAAGGUGACCGUGAAGCUAGCUCUGAAGAGAAAUCAAGGGUAGUGCAGGUUAUGUUUAAUAAUAGAAGUCAUACUCUAUAUCCGGCUUUAGCAGAGCAUCUUUACAUAUUCCGAGUCGUAGCGGAGGUUGCUUCCAGCGAGCUUCUCUUUGAGUUCAAGCUGAAAAGGGAUGAUGUUUGGAAGAUGGGAGAAUGUGGGCUAGUCCAAGACUUGGAGUUCCCUUCAUUUUGGUGA
Eruca vesicaria subsp. sativa (arugula) is the source of this 873-nucleotide messenger RNA. Lineage: Eukaryota; Viridiplantae; Streptophyta; Magnoliopsida; Brassicales; Brassicaceae. The record is from the annotation of a GenBank genome assembly.